AUGCACAGCGGCGCUUGGCAAGUGAAGAUCAAGUGGCUCGGCUUGGACGAAGCGGAGUCGUCCUGGGAGCCAGCAUUGUCGAUCUAUGCAGACGUGCCGGUGCUGUUUCGUCGUUGUGUCCUCGACAAGAGCGACGAAGAUGGCGUCAGCGAGAUGGUCGAGGACAUCGAGCGUGCAUGUGGCAACUCUGUAGGGGGGAAGUGUUCUCGGCUUGGCCUCGAUGUCGACUGCACGUGCGAAUGUGUGUGCAGCCGAGCAAUGGUCCUGGUUUGCCAGGAUGACAGGAUUAUGUUCCAGGGUCCUAGCGUCCGGAUGCUGUACUGCAUUGAGUGUGUAGUGAGGGGACAUCACUACUGA
Aphanomyces invadans is the source of this 357-nucleotide messenger RNA. RefSeq lists its product as hypothetical. The record is from RefSeq and is a predicted model, not a curated record. The coding region runs from base 1 to 357 and encodes 118 amino acids. Lineage: Eukaryota; Oomycota; Saprolegniomycetes; Saprolegniales; Verrucalvaceae. The transcript has a single exon.